Messenger RNA from Mytilus californianus (California mussel), 646 nucleotides. RefSeq names its product DNA-directed RNA polymerase III subunit RPC10-like. The record is from RefSeq and is a predicted model, not a curated record. Gene Ontology annotation, cellular component: RNA polymerase III complex. Gene Ontology annotation, molecular function: DNA-directed RNA polymerase activity; nucleic acid binding; zinc ion binding. NCBI's taxonomy places the organism in Eukaryota, Metazoa, Mollusca, Bivalvia, Mytilida, Mytilidae. The coding region runs from base 53 to 379 and encodes 108 amino acids. The transcript is spliced from 3 exons. Gene Ontology annotation, biological process: DNA-templated transcription; termination of RNA polymerase III transcription.
AAAGUAGUAAUGAGGUCGUUUCCGGUUUCACUUUGUUCUUUCACAACGAAAUAUGUUGCUGUUUUGCCCAACGUGUGCGAAUAUUCUGGUGGUUGAGGAAGGUCAGAAUUGCUACAGAUUUGCUUGCAACACAUGCCCUUAUAUACAAAAUAUCAACAGAAAGAUAGGAAAUAGAAAAUAUCCAAAAUUAAAAGAAGUAGAUGAUGUAUUAGGUGGAUCGUCAGCCUGGGAAAAUGUGGAUUCUACAGAUGUAACAUGUCCAAAAUGUGAACACAAGAGAGCAUUCUUCAUGCAGAUACAGACAAGAUCAGCUGACGAACCAAUGACUACAUUCUACAAGUGUUGUAACAUGUCCUGUUCACAUCAAUGGAGGGACUGAAUUUUUUUCUUUGAAAAUUCAAUGCAGGAUUUUUGAAAAGUUGACAACUAAAUGUAUUGUGAAACAAAAUGGCUCAUUUACAUGUAGCUAAAGAUGGACAUGUGGAAGCUCAAUAAUUUUGACUGACUAUAGAACAAGAUGUCUGUUGAUGAAUGUGUAUAAAUAGAUGUUAGAGAUUCUGACUGUUUAUAAUAUUUUAUAUGUUAUGUUGUGAUGAGUUGAUUGAUUUUAAAGACAAUCUCGAUGACCAUGAUGACAUUUUAUUAA